UUAAUUCACGGCAUUGAUGUGAUGACAUCUCUCAGAAUGGCUCUUCUGAUCUUCCUGCUCAUGAUUGUGGGAGCUUUUGGAACAGAGUGGAGUGUGAAGUUCAACCAACAGGAAAUCUGUGCUUUAAAAGGAUCCACAGUGUUUAUGAACGGAACUUUUACUCACCCAGAAAAUCUCACAGUGAAGGAGACUUUUUGGGUUAUAGACCCAGCCCAGAAGCUGGACCUGUCUAAAGACCCAGAUUACUCAGGCAGAGUCGAGUUUUUCACUGAUGAACAGAAACACUUCUCCUUCAAACUGAGUGAUGUGAUGAAGAAGGAUGAACGAACGUACUACUUCAGAAUCAUAACAUAUGUAGACAAGGAAAAAUGGGUAGAUAAACCUGGAGUAAGUCUCAGAGUUACAGAGCUCCAUGUAGAAGCUCCUGAAGAAGUGACCGAGGGAGAAACAGCAGAUCUGACAUGUAAGACCACCUGCAGUCUGACUGACCCAACAUUCAUCUGGUACAAAAAUGGACGUCCUUUAACCACAAAGACCAUCAAGAACAACCAGCUCCACCUGCAGACGGUCAGCAGUGAGGAUGCAGGCAGUUAUAGCUGUGCUGUAGGAGGAUCUCAACACCUCCGCUCUACUGCUCACAGCCUCAGAGUCAGAUAUCCUCCAAAGAGGGUCUCAGUGUCCAUCAGACCCUCUGGUGAAACAGUGGAGGGCAGUUCAGUGACUCUGACCUGCAGCAGUGAUGGAAACCCACCUGUGAAGAUCUACACCUGGUUUAAAGGAUCAACAUCAAUCCUCCAAAGAGGGUCUCAGUGUCCAUCAGACCCUCUGGUGAAACAGUGGAGGGCAGUUCAGUGA
Molecule: messenger RNA, 855 nt
Organism: Pygocentrus nattereri (red-bellied piranha)
Lineage: Eukaryota; Metazoa; Chordata; Actinopteri; Characiformes; Serrasalmidae
Product: B-cell receptor CD22-like
Exons: 6
Coding region: 22-855 (277 amino acids)
Source: RefSeq, a predicted model, not a curated record